Acaulospora morrowiae is the source of this 1018-nucleotide messenger RNA. The record is from the annotation of a GenBank genome assembly. Lineage: Eukaryota; Fungi; Glomeromycota; Glomeromycetes; Diversisporales; Acaulosporaceae.
AUAUUCUUUUGCAUUGACAGAAGACAAAUAUCUCACUGACGGUAAUAUUUCGUAUAGUGAUGGUAGUCCUAAUGUUCCUGGUGCAAUUUCGACGUCUAUAAGAUUACAUUUUCAAGAGCCUACUUCUUCAGCACCGUUGUCACGUGCUUUUUCAAGAAGUUCUUUAACGUCGCGUGUUCUGUCUUCGCGAUUUAAUAAUACACUAAGAAACCGAGUACAAACAGGAAAUCACUGUUAUAAUAGUGGUGAUCGUGGAAGAACAACGCAUGACAACGGUGGUGUUGUGCGAUCUACUGGAGAGAUCUCUCCAGCAAGAACACAGUCUUGGCAAGAAUUGUAUGAACGAGAUCCACGGUAUGAUAAAUUGUUACCUUCGCCCGAAGAAAUUAUUCAACAAGAACAAAAAUUGCAGCAAGAAUCAUCUCAAUACCAAAAUGGAAGGGCGUGGGUACAAUAUGCACUUCAAAAUUCUAACGAGGUCAUUACUGAGCAGAAAGAAAUAGAUCAACUCUUACCGCAACGGCUAUCUCAAUCUCCUCCAUCAAAUGGUCAAGUUCUUAAUGAUGACAGCAAAAAACCUGAAGAACAGAGAGAAAAUUCAAAAGAACAAUAUCAUCUCAAUGUUUUCUUUACAAUCUGCAGGCACAUUAACGCAGAAUAUACAAUUAGAUCAUGGCCAAAAAACAAAAGGUAUUGCGUAAUAUUACGCGUACCAAUACUUAAAAGAUCGUUUGGCGGGUUUAAAGGUACAAAAGAAUUAGCAUUAGAAAUGGUAGCAGGAAUGGCAAUCGAGGAAUUCUCUAGGAGGAUGCCAGAAAUCGCACAUAAUGUGUUGAAAACGGAAGAUUUAGUUGCAUUAGAAUGUUUGAUUGAAAAUUCUGCGAAGGUUAAUGGCGAGAAAGAAAAGGACGAGAGGAUGAAAAAUGAGGAGGAAGAUGAAUGCGUUUACGCAAAGGAAGAAAACAUCGUUGUAAAUGGAAUGACCAUUGAAGACGUAGAGAUCAAGCUUAAUAAAUGA